Molecule: messenger RNA, 1756 nt
Organism: Entelurus aequoreus (snake pipefish)
Lineage: Eukaryota; Metazoa; Chordata; Actinopteri; Syngnathiformes; Syngnathidae
Product: TNFAIP3-interacting protein 3
Exons: 7
Coding region: 79-999 (306 amino acids)
Biological process (GO): cellular response to lipopolysaccharide; regulation of transcription by RNA polymerase II
Source: RefSeq, a predicted model, not a curated record
ACUGGCUUUGCACUUUUGCCGGAGCGGCUGUGUGAGGAGAAAACUGUCUCUUCGUUAUUGGGAUACGUCGGAUCAGCCAUGGAUGAAGAGGAUCUGCCUUCGUUAUCAACUGGCAAACACAACAAGUCAUCAGGAAGAAGAGAAAUCAACCACUCCAGAGGAGCCAAAUCAUCCGAAGUAUUAUGGUCAAAUGCUGUGUGUGCAGAAGGUGACAGGUCAGUGUCUGAGCUCCAACAUGUCACCGAGAGUAUGAGCAUCACCUGGGCCGACCAGGAGAAGCUGCAGCUCCUCAAUAAGAACACGGAGCUCCGCAGAGUCAACAAAGAGCUGAUGAAGCUGAAUGAGGAGUGGGACCAGACGUACCACAGCACCACACUGAGGCUGCAGCACAGGAUGGAGAGUUUAGAGCUGGAAAACAGCAGCCUGAAAGAGCUAAACAGCAAACUGCUGCUUAAAGUAGAGAACCAGCAGAAUGCCAAGGAUUAUUACGAGCAGGCACUCAUGCUGGAGUUGAAGAAGAAUGAAGAGCACCAAGCAUAUAUCAGGCUAUUGGAGGGCAGAACGCACCAAAAGUGCAGUGCCUCUUCCAGGCCAGACGUGCAGGAUCUAAAAGAGCAGCUAGAGACUCUGCGGUGUCAGAACGAGAUCUACGAGACGGAAUACCAGACGGAGCACAACAAGCACAAACACACACAGCAGGACAACCGCAGGCUGAGGAGGAAAAGGGAGGAGAUGCGCCAACAGGUGGAGCUACUGCAGGAGCAGCUCAAAGUGUAUGAGGACGACUUCCGACGUGAGCGGUCAGACAAACAGAUGCUGCAGAAGCUGCUGUUGAAAAAAACCCUUCCUAGCAAGGAACCAGUGCUGGUGCACCGCUGCAAUAACGUGUUGCCGCCACUAGAGAGAGACAAAGGCACACAAAAUGCAGAGGGAGUCCACCCAGCGAGAGAACAGCACCACCUCCUCUGUCCCAAGCACCCAAACAGGGACAAAGACUGAGGAAAAACAAUAUUCAUGUCGCUGAACUCAUGAAAAAAUUAAAGAAGACUAAAAAAAAAAAAGAAAACAUGAUGUGGGAGCAUGGAUGCAGUUACUUGAAUUCAUACUAGUGUUCAAAUAAUAAUCAUAAAUAAAAACACAUUAAACCUGUAAUAAGAAUUAGAAAAAUGUAAACAUGAAUGAAGGCUCUUUUUGUUCAAUGUUAUGUUUAUUUUGUUAUCUGACUUGUCAAAAUGUUGUACCGUAUUUUGUGCCAGUCUUGUCUUUUGUUGAGUCCUACAAAGUGUUUAUACUGUAAGUACCGUAUUUUUCGGAGUAUAAGUCGCUCCGGAGUAUAAGUCGCACCGGCCGAAAAUGCAUAAUAAAGAAGGAAAAAAACAUAUAUAAGUCGCACUGGAGUAUAAGUCGCAUUUUUUGGGGAAAUUUAUUUGACACAUUAAUAUCUUCUAGUAUGCUGAUUCAGUUAAACAUGCAACCUGGUUACAUUUUGUGUCAAGCAAUUUUUGGUACAAUAUGCAGAAAAAAUUGGAUUCAUUCAUUCACCCCUUUUCUAAAUUAAUUUAUAAUUUUGAAAAUAAUUGAUUUUAAUAUAUCUCAAUCAUAGCAAGUGUGCAUUAAUUUCAGUUUUUCUGAGGUCUAGAAAGCAGUCCUUGCCAUGAAUUUGAAUGUGCCAGUCUUGUUUUUUUGUUGAGUCCUACAAAGUGUUUAUACUGUAAGUACCGUAUUUUUCGGAGUAUAAGUCGCUCCGGAGUAUAAG